This is a messenger RNA of Drosophila mauritiana, 3475 nucleotides long. RefSeq lists its product as uncharacterized. Gene Ontology annotation, biological process: positive regulation of MAPK cascade. Gene Ontology annotation, molecular function: transmembrane receptor protein tyrosine kinase activator activity; protein binding. The transcript is spliced from 3 exons. Gene Ontology annotation, cellular component: terminal bouton. The record is from RefSeq and is a predicted model, not a curated record. NCBI's taxonomy places the organism in Eukaryota, Metazoa, Arthropoda, Insecta, Diptera, Drosophilidae. The coding region runs from base 1244 to 2920 and encodes 558 amino acids.
GUCGUUUCGAGCUCGAGUUUUUCCCGCUGACCGAGAGCACACAAGCUGGAGCUGAGGAAGCCCAGAAGCAGCAGUAGCAGUAGCAGCAGGAGCAGCAGGAGAAAGCAGAGAAAGCGGCGAAAGGAGCAGGGAGCCAGGAGCCAGGAGAAAGAGCAAGGAGAAAGGAGCCAGUGAGAGAGCGGAGAGUAGCCAGCCCAGCAGCCAGCGGUUCGUCCGAGGAGUGAAAUUCGAGGCGGAGCGUGCAGGGAGUGGGUGUACGAGUGCGACUACGACAACGACUGCCACAUAAAGUGGAAAUCCGAAACGCCUUGAGGAGCGGCAGCGACGUCGACGCGGACAGCGACAGCGACCGCGACGCCGACCGAGGCAGAGCCAGUGGCAGAGGGACACGCGUCAGGCGGCCAAGCAAAAGGCAGACAAACAGGCAAAUCCUGCUGAGACGACACGACGAGUCCUUGCUCGUCGGUUCAAACGUGCGGAACACUCUUGGAGCCAGGCGAUAAAAAAGAAUAUAACAAAAAAAAAAAAUAAAUAUAUAUACAAAAAACCCACACUAGUAGCAAAGCUAGUCCACUAAAACAUCACUUACCCAGAACAAGGGAAAGUUUUCACACCACAAACGAAAGCUGAAUAACAACACAAGAAAAUUAUAUACCCAAGAAACCAAAGUGCCGCGAAAAAAACUAACUAAUAAGCCUAAGGUCUAAAUCGAAAUCGAGUGACUGGCCAGUGAAAAAACGCCAAGUUAAGUGCCCGAAAAAAUAUACAGAUAAUAUCGAAAAAUAACGAAACCAUAAACAACGGUCGUUGCAAGGCAUCUCCACAAAAACGCGAUAGCCAAAAAGUUUGAAAAAGAAAAAAAAAAAACACAAAAAUUCGGAAAAGUUUGAAAACUUCGAAAAACUUCGUUCGGUGCAGGCCAGUGUAGUGCAAUGCCAGGCUUAGGCCGGCACAGUGUUGGUCAGCGGUGUGGGGCCUGAAGACCCACAAAAGCCGUGUGUGCAAAGCAUCGAAAGUCCAGAGAGAAACAUUGAUAUCGGGACUUUCCCUCACCACCAUUCACCGCCACCAGCCCCGAAAAACCACCUGCCACCUGUCUCUAUAACUCCCGCCCUCCCCCCAAACACCAUCCCCCCGGACUAGCGGACUAACUGUAUUUCCCCCUGGUAAACCCCCUGGUAAACCCGAAGCCGCCAAGAUAAGCCGUCUAAUCGAGAAGCUGCGCCAGACCAACAAACGGAAAAUGUUCUGCUCGCUGGCCCAGACGCUCUUCUGCGUCCUGCUCAUCCAGGGCGGCCUCUAUGCCCUCCACCUGAGCGGAAACGGAAAUGGCAACGGGAAUGGGAACGGCGAGAAGUCCCUGGGCGAAGUCAAGGCUGUGCAGGUGCCGAGUCAUCCCGUUGGACCCUCGACGGGAGCCGCCGCCUCCUGGCAGACCGCACCCUCGCAGCAGCAGCAGCACCAACAGCAUCCCGGAGGAUCGCCGCCCGGCGGUGGAUCCUCGCCGCAUGGCCAUCGGUCCGCCGCAGCGGCCGCCUUCGAUGCCACCACCGUGCGGCUGAACAAGGAGAUAGCAGACAUGGCCCAGCUGGAGCGGGAGCGACUGAUGCUCCUGGCCCGCGCCAAGCAGACGGCGGAACAGCCGCCGGCGGGCAGCAAUCAUCGCGGUCAUCCUUUCAUCGCCGGCCGGAUACAGAUGCAGCCCAGCGAGGAGCUGGACGUGGGCGACUAUCCGGCGCUGCUGCAGCAGGCCGCACGGGGUUACAUCUUCGGUAAUGUGCAGAAGCAGCCACCGACACCGGUAACCCUGGAACAGGAUUACGAGCAGCUGAGGGAUCUGGAGAAUAGACCCGUAAAAUACUACGGAAGGGUAGUGCAGCCAGCGGAGAGGGAGGAGCAGGCGGAGGCUCUGUACGAACCGCUGCACUCGUUCGGCGACUUCGAUGACUUCUCGGAACUGGAACAGGAACCGCAGGAGCCGCACUUGGGGGAGGAUGAGUUGCUGCGUGAACUGGAUGCCUAUCAGUAUCAUGGCCUGGAGGACGAACCACUCCCGGAGAAUCCCUAUCGCACGCUGGAGCAAUUGGAACUGGGCGCACCCGACUCCCUGCAGCAGCUCUUCGAGCAGGAACAGGAGCAGCGAGAUGCCCCCUUCAAGACGAUGCACUCCGGCAAAACCCACAACCCGAGCAACUACAACAUAAGGGUGCAGCAAAAGUGGGCCAGGAAACGAAAUGGCCAGGGCAUUGCCCAUAAUCCCGAGGCGGAAAAGCAGCUGCAGCGCCAGAUCUUCGCGCAGCACUUCAAGCCGCAGCGGAGUGGCAAGCUAUCGCUGUCUGCCAACUCGGAGGCUACGGCCAGCAAGCAUCUGAAGCCAUCCAGUCGCUCCGGCUCCAAGGAUAACGAGAAGCCACAUAGCGAGCUAGGUAGCAGUGCAUCCUCUGCCGUCUCCUCCGCCACUUCUUCCUCCGGCAAACAAGCCGCCGGCGAUGGACUACCUAAGCAGCAGCAGGUGGAGCAACAGUCGCAGCAGGACAAAAAGGAUCCCAGCCACAAGCGAUCCGGUUCCGGAUCGGCGGGAUCCAUGGGAUCGCCAGGAGGCGGUUACUCCGCGCAGCCACCGAUUUCACACAGCAUAGCCAGCCAGCUGAUGCUGCGCACCGCCCGCGGUCAACGGCAAUACGAUGUGCCACAAAUCGAGUGUCCUACCGCCAUGGAUGGCAUGGAGCGAUUCGCCUGCCCGAUUCCCGACCGGCAGGGCAGAUACCGCUGCAUAGACGAUCAUGUGCUGUGCGAUGGCUUCAUCGACUGUCCCGAUGGCGAGGACGAGGACCGAAGAUCCUGCAUGUUCUACAAGACGACGAAGGCCCAUCUGGAUGUGUUAGCGGAUGCGUUACUACGCUGGGCGCGAGGGCGUUAAGCUCCACCCACCCACCAACCACACACACACACACUCUCUAAUACACAGCACACACACACAGAAAAUACACCUAGCGAACUCACAUUGACAAACAAUUAGUUUUAACAUGUCGCCCCGAGCAAACAAGACCCCUGUUAAGUUAAACAUUAUCCAGGAACCAGACACACAGACAAGCCACUACCCACCCGCCUAUCCUUUGAUAUCCUUCAUGGGAAAGAUUUCCCCGAGCAAAUCCCGCAAAGAAAUCCCCAGCCACAUAAAAAUGCAGCUCGCAAUGGGCUAAAUGGACAAUUGCCAAGUAAGAAAAGCGAAAGCUAUGAUUAAAAACAAAAUGAGGCAGAAAAUGUGCUUGACGAAAGGUAUGAUUAUUAUUACACUAUUAUUAUUAAAAAUUAACUUAAUGAAAAGCCCAAGCAGAAGAUGCAGUUAUACAUACUAAAGCUAAAUUACAAUUCAGCAAAAGGACAAACAAAAAAAAAACGAUGUUUUUUUCAUUUUCAAACUUGUUUCGCAGGAACAGAAAACAUAAUGAGGAAAAACAAAAUUGGGCCUAAC